This is a messenger RNA of Bolinopsis microptera, 542 nucleotides long. RefSeq names its product transcription factor BTF3 homolog 4-like. The record is from RefSeq and is a predicted model, not a curated record. The coding region runs from base 23 to 457 and encodes 144 amino acids. The transcript is spliced from 2 exons. Gene Ontology annotation, cellular component: cytosol; nascent polypeptide-associated complex. NCBI's taxonomy places the organism in Eukaryota, Metazoa, Ctenophora, Tentaculata, Lobata, Bolinopsidae.
UUGCUCUCAAGCAAUCUCAAUCAUGGUUAUAAUCGAUCAAGAAAAGCUGGCUAAGAUGCAGCAGAGUGUGAGAAUUGGUGGUAAGGGAACCGCACGCCGAAAGAAGAAAAUCAUCCACAAAACCGCAGGAACGGAUGACAAAAAACUCCAAACAACCCUAAAGAAACUGCAAUGCAACAACAUCCCAGGAAUUGAGGAAGUGAACAUUAUCAAGGACGACAGUACCGUAAUCCACUUCACAAACCCCAAGGUGCAGGCCACAGUGGGAGCGAACACAUUUGCUAUUUCGGGUAAUGCCGAACACAAGAGUAUCACAGAUUUGUUCCCUGGUAUUUUGAACCAACUGGUGGGUAUGUCCAGCUCUCUUCCUUCCAAAUCUAAACCUCUUGUAGAUGACGAUGAGGUUCCCGCUCUUGUUGAAGAUUUUGAUGAAGCCAGCAAGACGGAGGCUGUUUAGUAAGCACCUUUCUCGGAAGCACGGACUGCUCUAUUUUUUUACUAGAAACCAUUGGUUGUAUGAAUUGCUAUUUAUUACUUUUAAA